CUCAAGCUUUUUUGUAGCAGAAGAAGGCCGGGAAAAAUACAAGAAUAUUGCGGUGAAGUGGACGAGGCUCCAUAUUUCGAGAGGCGCGAUAUGGACAACAAUUCAGUGCUCGAGUCGCGUGGAACUCCGCGGCCCAAGCCCCAGCUAUUCACGCUAGAGCAGCGGCAGAUCUUGCUCAAGUAUUUCGACGAGUGUGGCAUGACCUCGACCCAUCGCCGCAACACAGACAUAGUCCAGAGAUGUGCCAAUGAAGUAGGCACCACCGUUGAAAGAGUCAAGAACUGGAUAGGGUCAGAGGCAGUCAAGAGGAAGAAGAAGGCUGGGAUUCUCCCGAGACCAAAGAUAGAGCUGAUCGGGACUGCCAGUUCUCCUCAGACCAGACUGGUCACCAGCCCACCAGCCAAGAAGAUCAAAAGAGUCAAUGGCUACAACCUCUUCUUUUCUGACACUGUCCGCUCCGGCCCUGAGAUCAGCACCGACUUCCGAGAAAGGAAUGCGACGGUGGCCAGGAAGUGGGCGGAGCUAACAGAGGAUAAGAGGAAGGAAUGGGCUGCCAAAGCCGAGGCUGUCUGCACCUCUUCCAUGCAGCAGCUGGCGCGUGAUGAUGUGAAUGGGGAGGGGUCACGAGAGGGGGGCGGAGAAGGAAACGUAGUCCACACCCUACUGGGUGGGGCAGCAGGGGUGGGAACUGGGCUAGGGGGUGUGGUCAAUCCCGAGCUGGCUGGAGGAACAGAGGAAGCUCUCAUUGAGAAGACACUGCUCUCAAUUCAGGAGAAGUUUGAUCUGCUGGAGCAGGUGGGGUUUGAGGGCUAUGCGGUGCUGGUCAACACCACAGAGCUCCAGUCACAUUUCCUCGCCACCUCGAAAGGCAGGACCUUCCACAAGUUGAGGCAGAGUCAGGCCAAGCCGCUCGAGAACCCUUUCAUUGGACACGUCUUCACUGAGGAACCAGAGGGCAUCCAAGGGAGUGGACUGAUGACGGCUCUGUCUGCACUCUGGCUCUCAGAAGAGACUCAACACACUCUCUCAGCGCUCACAGUGUGGAGACAAGCAUGCAGAAAUCUGUCCUCCAACGCCUUCGCCCUCAAAUUCAAGGUGGCAACAGGGAGAGCCGACAUUCCCUAUGAGAACCUUGGUCAGCAGGGGGUCCAGGUGUACGGGAAAAUGCCCCCCGAGUCCCGUUCCACAACCCCCUCCUCUACAACAGCAGCAGCUCCAGCCGAUCCUGGCCAACUGGAGAGAUCGCCUCCUCAAACUAAUCUCACGACUCGUCGUCCAGGUAUCAGAGGUGAAUCUCUGCGAUACUGUGGCCGCCUCCUCGUCGGAGGCCACACCCACCACCUCCAUCUUUCCACUGAGGAGGACCCUGCUCAAUGACAUCAUAAUUACUGCACUCUCUCACUCUCACAGAUAUUGUAGAAUGAAGCCCCCAUGUACAGUUCAUGUCAAUACGUAACAGUAUAUUCCCUAAAGGCUUUUUGUCAUACUCUCCAUGAAUAUUUUUUUGUUAG
Molecule: messenger RNA, 1511 nt
Organism: Geodia barretti
Lineage: Eukaryota; Metazoa; Porifera; Demospongiae; Tetractinellida; Geodiidae
Source: the annotation of a GenBank genome assembly